Glycine soja is the source of this 2028-nucleotide messenger RNA. RefSeq names its product transcription activator GLK1-like. NCBI's taxonomy places the organism in Eukaryota, Viridiplantae, Streptophyta, Magnoliopsida, Fabales, Fabaceae. Gene Ontology annotation, biological process: positive regulation of DNA-templated transcription. Bases 374 to 1660 code for a protein of 428 amino acids. The record is from RefSeq and is a predicted model, not a curated record. Gene Ontology annotation, molecular function: DNA-binding transcription factor activity; transcription cis-regulatory region binding. The transcript has 6 exons. Gene Ontology annotation, cellular component: nucleus.
AAAAGCAUAAAAACAAAACCUCUUUUAAAACUUGACCAAAACAAAGUUGUGGUUCAGAUCCAAUCUUUCUUCCUUCUUCACAGCACUUCCAAAAAGGGCACUUCACAUAAUAAACCAUUCCAUUGAACACACACCCCAUUAUAUGAGCUAGCACACGUUAGUUCUCUCCUUCAAAGCCAAAUUUCCAUAACCCCUUCUUUUAUACAUCAUUGCCUCAUCUUUUGUAAAUUAUAGUUUAAUUUCAUGCACGUACGUGAGCUAUAAUACUAUAUAGGAAGCACUGCCAUAGAAGGAAAAGGGUUGGUAUAGUUUUUGCAUAACAUAUCAUUGGAGUUUCCAAUUUAGAGUAACAUAGAGUGUUAAUUUGGGAUUGAUGCUUGCGGUGUCACCUUUGAGGAGCAUUAAAGAUGAAAAGAACCAAGGAGAGAUGGAGGGUAAUUUCUCAAUGGCAACAACAACAACAACCGGUGAUGUUGACUUUGGUGACCUUUCUGAAGGGAACUUGUUGGAGAGCAUCAACUUCGACGACCUCUUCGUCGGCAUCGACAUCAACGGAGAUGUCUUGCCGGACCUGGAGAUGUUCCAUGAGUUCUCCGUCGACGUCAACACCGGCGAGGAAUCGUCGGAGAUGAACUCAUCGGCAGAUAACAGCAAAGUUGAGAAUGAUCAGAAUGUCAUGAUCAACACUGGUCCAAAAAAAGAAGAGGAAGAAGAUAAAGCUUCUUGCAAUUCUUCGGGUCAAGACUUGGGGUCAAUCCGAGGAGAAGAGAUUGUGAGCAAGAGAGAUGAAUCCGUGGUGGUGAAUCCAGCACCAAAGGAUGGUGGAAAAGGAAGAAAAUCUUCAUCCGCUCAAUCGAAGAAUAAUAAUAGUAGUAAUAAUGCUCAAGGGAAGAGAAAAGUCAAGGUGGAUUGGACCCCAGAAUUGCACAGGCGAUUCGUGCAAGCUGUGGAACAGCUAGGAGUGGAUAAGGCGGUGCCUUCAAGGAUUUUGGAGAUUAUGGGAAUUGAUUGUCUAACUCGCCAUAACAUUGCUAGUCACCUUCAAAAAUAUAGAUCUCAUAGGAAACAUUUGCUAGCACGUGAAGCUGAAGCAGCAAGCUGGAGUCAAAGGAGGCAAUUGUAUGCUGGUGGAGGGAAGAGAGAGGGGAAUCCAUGGUUAGCACCAAUCAUGGGUUUCCCACCAAUGACCACCCCAAUGCACCAUUUUAGACCUCUACAUGUAUGGGGGCACCCUUCUAUGUCCUUGGUGCACAUGUGGCCUAAGCAUCUUUCAAAUUCACCACCACUCUUAUGGCCGCUAUCGCCACCAGCUGUACCACCACAAGACCCUUCAUUUUGGCAACAACUGGCUCCUAACGCACUAAUCCCAGGAACAGCUUGUUUUCCACAACCUCUGACACCAACGAGAUUUGGAAGCCCCCCUGUCCCCGGCAUCCCACCCCAUGCCAUGUACAAAGCAGAUCACGGCAUUGGCGUCCUUGGUCCCAGUUCCCUCUUGGACUUUCAUCCGUCAAAGGAGUGCAUAGAUGCAGCUAUUGGAGAUGUUUUAUCAAAGCCUUGGCUGCCGCUACCUAUUGGACUUAAGGCUCCAGCUCUUGAUAGUGUGAUGAGUGAAUUACAAAAACAAGGAAUUCCAAACAUUCCACCCUCUAGUGCUUGAAACCAACCCUUCAUGGAAGAGGUUCUUCCCUUUCAUGUGGUGUCCUUUGAAGGCCACUUAACCCUAAUUCGACGACUUCUCAUCCAUUAGAUGUUGCAUUGCGUAUAUGUUGCAUCUAAGCUACAGUGUCAGUGAUUCAUAUAUUUCUUCAUUUGCUUUUAACAGCAAAAGGAAUUUAAAGAAGAAAAGACUUUUAAGACAUUUCUAAUUUUCAUGUGCUAUAAUACAUGAGUCAAAUGGUUUCAAGUAGUGGUCAUUAUAGCCAUUUUGUAUAUGUACGGUUGUAAAGGCAGUUAUUUUGUAAUAGCUGUAUAAGCUGAGGAAAUCCUAAUAAAGGACUUUAAUCAAAUAUCUCCUUUUCAGGUAAA